This is a messenger RNA of Delphinapterus leucas (beluga whale), 5864 nucleotides long. RefSeq names its product kelch like family member 18 (gene KLHL18). NCBI's taxonomy places the organism in Eukaryota, Metazoa, Chordata, Mammalia, Artiodactyla, Monodontidae. Gene Ontology annotation, molecular function: protein binding. The record is from RefSeq and is a predicted model, not a curated record.
UUGUUCUUAUCAAAGGAGCCGGGAGGGGUGUGCCCCUCUGCUGGUUUCUGUGGUAACUAAUGAGCCCACCAGACGUCAAUUCCCCUAUAACUAGUAAUCUCCCCUUCCAUGUGGGAGCGAAGACUGCCACCCUGUCCUGCCCGCUGUCUGCCACACACGGUGGGGUGUCGCUCCAGGACCUUGCUUCAGACAUGUAAGGCCCCCAUCCAUUACACCAUUGAUGUCUCUGUUGCUGCAGACUCCGGGCUCUUUCUUUGGUCUUAAAGCUGGACAAGAGCAGGCCAUGUUGCCUGCUGUGUGCAGCCCAACAGAGGUAUCUUGGAAAAUCAGUUACUAGCUGAGCAACAUUCAUGGCAUUCAUCCUGAGGCUUCUGGAGCUUGGCCGGCCAGUUGGGUGAAUUUAAGAAGCAUGUGUUUGGGGAUGCUUCUUACUGCAGGUGGUUCCUCUAUUGUUUUGUGCCUGAGGUUACAUUGUUUGCCCCUUGGCCAUGCCUGGUUCAGCUUGUGGGCUGGUUGAUGGAAAAUGAGACCACAUUGUUUUUCUGAAGAUGUGUUCCUGUAGCCCCUCCUGAAUUACAAGUAUGGCAUCUACCUUCCUACUUUUGGUUUGUUGACUGUUGACACUCACAUUGCCUCCUUGGCAUAGAAACCAGCCAGCUUCCCCACCAUCAGUUUAGGCCUUUUCUACCCAAACAGCUGAUCACAUCAUUACUUGUUUCUAGGUGGGGAGAAGAGAGAAUGAACCAAGAUGUGUGAACCAGGAGUUGGCAAGCAUUUUCUGUAAAGAGCCAGAUAGUAAAUAUUUUAGGAUUUGUGGGUCAUACAGUUUCAGUUGCAGCUACUCAACUCUGGUGUUAUAGCACUAGAGCAGCUGUACACAGUACAUAAACGAAUGGGUCUGGCUGUGUUCCAGUAAAAUUUUAUUUACAAAAACAGGUGUGGGCCAGACCCGUUGCCUUACCCAUAUUGUAUACUGAUAUGGCCUUGGUAAAGUUAAAGUUUUUGGAGUAGAUUACACUUGCUUUAUUGCCCCAGCGUAUACUUCAGAAAUCGGAAGCAUCUCUUGUUAAAGAGUACAGGUGAACCAGAAGUGAAAAACUUUCUUUUUCCAGCUUACUGCAGGUGAUCAUGGGACUGUCCUGGUCGGUGACUGGAUAACUGACAUAGGAGAAGUCACUGUUAUAUUUUGCAUCUCAUCUUUAAAGUCUUGUAGCUCUGCUGAAGCUUGAGGCAGACUAUUCCAAAGCAUUGACUAAAGACACCGUGCUCCCUUUCUGUCUUAGUUGAAGCUGAGGAUGCUUAGCUGCUUGCACAAUGGCAGGCCAGAGGAGACCGUGAUGGCUCCUGUGUUCCAGUGGACCUGAGCGGCUGUGUGCAGGGCCGUGAAGAUUGGGGACCACAAAUUCAGUGCUCACCGGAUCGUCUUAGCAGCCUCAAUCCCGUAUUUCCACGCUAUGUUUACAAAUGACAUGAUGGAGUGCAAGCAGGAUGAGAUUGUAAUGCAAGGAAUGGACCCAAGCGCCCUGGAAGCUCUGAUCAACUUUGCCUACAACGGUCACCUUGCCAUUGACCAGCAAAAUGUCCAGUCGUUGCUGAUGGGGGCGAGUUUCCUGCAGCUGCAGAGCAUCAAAGACGCCUGCUGCACAUUCCUCCGAGAACGGCUUCACCCCAAAAACUGCCUGGGUGUACGCCAGUUUGCUGAGACCAUGAUGUGUGCCGUGCUAUACGACGCGGCCAACAGCUUCAUCCACCAGCACUUUGUGGAGGUGUCCGUGUCGGAAGAGUUCCUGGCCCUGCCCCUGGAAGACGUGCUUGAGCUGGUGUCUCGGGAUGAGCUGAAUGUGAAAUCAGAGGAGCAGGUCUUUGAGGCCGUGUUGGCCUGGGUCAGAUACGACCGGGAGCAGAGGGGACCCUGCCUGCCUGAGCUGCUGUCCAGUAUCCGCCUGCCCCUCUGCCGGCCCCAGUUCCUGUCAGACCGAGUGCAGCAGGAUGACCUGGUGCGUUGCUGCCACAAAUGCAGGGACCUGGUGGAUGAAGCAAAGGACUAUCACCUCAUGCCAGAGCGCCGGCCCCACCUGCCAGCUUUCAGAACUCGGCCUCGCUGCUGCACAUCUAUCGCUGGGCUCAUCUAUGCCGUGGGGGGCCUCAACUCAGCAGCAAAUUUUUAUGCAGGUGAUUCCCUGAAUGUGGUGGAAGUGUUCGACCCCAUCGCCAAUCGCUGGGAGAAGUGCCAUCCCAUGACCACAGCCCGCAGCCGUGUCGGUGUGGCCGUGGUGAACGGACUCCUCUAUGCCAUCGGGGGAUAUGACGGCCAGCUGCGGCUGAGCACUGUGGAGGUCUACAACCCAGAGACGGACACGUGGACCCGUGUGGGGAGCAUGAAUAGCAAGAGAAGUGCCAUGGGGACGGUCGUGCUGGACGGGCAGAUCUACGUCUGUGGUGGCUAUGAUGGCAACUCUUCUCUCAACUCUGUGGAGACCUACUCACCUGAGACGGACAAGUGGACUGUGGUGACCCCGAUGAGCUCCAAUCGCAGUGCUGCAGGGGUUACAGUCUUUGAGGGCAGGAUAUACGUGUCGGGCGGCCAUGACGGUUUGCAGAUCUUCAAUAGUGUGGAGCACUACAACCACCACACAGCCACCUGGCACCCGGCGGCUGGCAUGCUCAACAAGCGCUGCCGGCACGGAGCUGCAUCCCUGGGAAGCAAGAUGUUUGUGUGCGGGGGCUACGACGGCUCAGGCUUCCUCAGCAGCGCUGAGGUGUAUAGCUCUGUGGCGGACCAGUGGUGCCUGAUAGUCCCCAUGCACACACGCCGGAGCCGGGUCUCCCUGGUGGCCAGCUGUGGGCGGCUCUACGCCGUGGGGGGCUACGAUGGACAGUCGAACCUGAGCUCGGUGGAGAUGUACGACCCAGACACGGACCGCUGGACGUUUAUGGCCCCCAUGGCAUGUCACGAGGGAGGGGUCGGUGUGGGCUGCAUCCCUCUCCUCACCAUCUAAGGCGAAGGGUGGGAUGUGGUGGAGUAGGGAUCUGGUACAAACACAGGCACUUCCUUCCAGGGUUAGUCCCCCUCGGAAGAGGUGGUGGACCAGAAGACAGGGUGAAAUGUGAGCUCGCCAGAGGUACAGUUUUCCAGGUGCUUAAGUCCUCCCUCCCUGUGCAGCCCUUGUGACCUUCAGGCCUAGGUCAUCAAGAUGCACAGCGUGGGACAGAAGCCCCUCUGGGUCCCACAGCUGGUGACACAGGACUGCUUUGCUGGUCCGCAUGUCCACAGGCUCCAUCCAAGCCCAGCUCCCACCUGCCACAGCUCUGUGGGUCGCCCAUCUGCAGAGUGUCUUCCAUCUGACACUCCUUGCCUACUGCUUGCCAGCUGUGUUGUGGCCAGUUUGCGAUGGGGUGGCUUCAGUGGCCAAGCGUGUUGGAAACUGUGGGGUGUGGGUGGGAGAGGAGGGACACAGGCCAGGUUGUCCUCACUGCGAGGCUGCAGCCAUGGCAGUGCUGGUUGCACACACGUACCUCCUCCUUCCAUCCGAGCGCACCGAGAAUUUUGUCUGCAUUGCUGAGUAAGCACGAAGAACAGAAGCUUUUCCUGUGUCUAAUUUUGGGAUUUCAGCGAGGUCUUUUUCAUCUUGUUCAGGAGAAACAGAGGGAGAGGAUAAAAGAUACUUGAAAGAAACUGAAGGAAAGUUAAAGAAACACUUGAAAGAAACUGAAAAGAAAAAUAAUUUUUUAAAGUGAACAUUUUUUUGCAAGAAGAAAACAUAAAAGACACUAGAGGCAAAUAUGUGUUUAAAUGGAAAACCACCCAACGUGAAAAGGGUGGUAUCCGCUCCCACAUUCGGAUCCCAGGGUCCUAAGGCCUCGCAUGGCACUCGGGGUUCCCUCUGAGCCCCUGUGUGUCCAGAAUCAGUGCGCACUCGACCAGUCCUGUAGCAAGGUGCUCGUGGGGUUUGUCUUCACACCCACUAUCAGAGGACUUUUUUAAUCGUAGGCUUAGCGAGUUGGCUAAGUUAUUGCCACUCUUCUAGGUGGGAGCUCCCAGCUUGUCGCUGGAGGCUCCAGAUGCCCCUGUGGUUAUCUCCCACUGCCACCAUGGCACUCAUGCAGAUUCCCACCCCACUUUCAUUCCUUCCUUGUUUGACCAGCAGGAAACAGCAGGUCUGGCCAGAUUCUCAUUUGCCCAUCUAUCAUUCUUGGAUAGUUUUCUUCAUCAUGAUGCUUCUGAGGUACAUUGACCAUUUGUACCUCUAGAACCUAACCAGAGACUUGGUCCUUCCACCAGCCACGGCUGGCUUGGUCCAGUAACCAUAUCUACCCUGCCAGUCCGCUGCUCCUCCAUCCACUCGCCAAUUCCAGGGGUCUGGUCUCCCCUCCAGCCCUUGGCAGACUGACCAGCAAGGUGGACCUUUAUAUUCUAGCAAAGCUGGCUUUAUGACAUAAAGAACUAAAAGCCGAAAGAAUCUCUUGCUGCUGCAAAGAACAGAUUUUAUAUUUCUUCCUAUGAUCUUAGCUAAUGACCUCUUGAAGAGACUCCAUGCUCCUCCUUCCUCCUCCCUGGAUGGGACCUUGAUGCUGCACAGUGGGACCCCAACAGGAGGACUCUUCUCUUACCAGUGCACUGGGCAGUGGAGCUGUCCUUCAACUGCUGCUGCCAAAAUUUGGUUUUCCAAAAUUCUUCCAGUAGAGACUAAAAGAGGAUACAUUUCCAAUGCAAGAUUGGGUCUCAGGGUCCCAAUCUCUACUUGGUUGGUCUCCUGCCCAUCGCUGCCUGCCUGGGUGUCCUGGAAGCCUGUUCAGAAAGGCACCAUGUGACACCUGAGACGUCUCUCCUACCCUGGGACUGUGAGGUUUACCAGUGUGUGCAAUCGCCAUGUUUCCAGAGGGAAGUACCUUUGUUACCUGCCACUUAGGAGCUGGGCCUCUGCUAAAAGCACUUGAAAAUGAUGUUUUUAUUUUAAAAGACUUAACAAUCUGAUAUAGUUGAGCCUGGGCUUGUGGUAGAGCUCUGGCAUUUCUCGCUCCCUGUCGGUUUGCCUGUUAGAGGUAGACUUGGAAGGAGGGUGGGGUCUGUUAUUCCUGUUAGAGAGGAGUUAUCAGUGCUUGUCUUCUUAUUAUAAGCCCCUUUCUUUUGUGAAUUUGCAACAGCACUGACAAACCUGGGUUGUGAAUGUGUAAAGAAUCAACCAGUGGACCUCACCAGGUCCUUAGGAUGCUGACCCAGAUUUUGCCAUUGGGGUUGAGAGAUCAUUUUCCCAUGAUCUGCUGCUCUUGUGAUAGCCUUCCUACAUCUACUCCCACCUCCUGGUGUAGAAGUUACACUGCUCCACCUGGGGUCAGUGUUUCCAAGUAAGAUGAAGCCAGUGCCUUGAUCUGGGCUCUGAGCUCAAGUGAGCAAACACUAACAUUUUCACACUCUCCACAGUUGGUUCUCAGUCUGACGGUGAUGACUGUUUACAGGUGGCUGGUCUGACCCUUUGGUGUUGGAGCCUUUCCAGUAAAACCAUGAAAAGAAGAGAUGCCACCCAUAGGUAUUGUGAAAAGGGUAUAGGGCAGAUACUGUGGACAGUGAACCUUGGGGUCCGGCCCAGCUCUGAGCAGAGGACUGUGGCAUUCGCUGUCCUAGGGUAUUUCCCCUUAGAUAACACGAGUAACCUUCUCUUCUGGGUUUCAUCCAAGAGCAAAGCCAGGAUGGGAGCUGAAGUCCAGCCUUUUGACUUGGCCACAGAGAUGUGAGUAGGUAGGAAUUCCGAUUCCCCCUCCCCCCAAUUUAUUGUUUCCCAGAAAAAUCUUAAUUCCUUUUAUUUAUAGAACGCAUGUCUUUUGUGUUAAGAAACCAAAGAGAAAUAAAGAGUACACUCCUAAUA